Messenger RNA from Peronospora farinosa, 2529 nucleotides. NCBI's taxonomy places the organism in Eukaryota, Oomycota, Peronosporomycetes, Peronosporales, Peronosporaceae. The record is from the annotation of a GenBank genome assembly.
AUGAACGUGCCAUUCAAGGCUUCUUCUUCUUCCUCUUCUUCCUCCUCUCCUGCCAAGAAAUCUCCUUCUAUUAAACGACGUCUGUGGUCAAUAGAAAAACAAGCUAACGUCGGUGCUCCGACUGUCUGGAUCGUCCCUAAUUGGUCCACGUAUCCGGUGCUUGAAAAUUUCUAUGGCCAUGCCAAAUGUGCUCGUUCAAGUUCUUUCUAUGAAGUCAUGUGUUCACCACUGAAUGCUACAGUCACAACAACAUUGGGUGAAAGUUGUGCAAGUUACAAUAAAGACACCGACGACGACGACGAGGAACAUGAAGGACGACAGUUUUUGGCUACAGGCACAAGUCGACGACGUCGUCCAUUUCGUGGUUCGUUUACUUAUUCGUGUACGACCGACACAAGUGAAGAGACGGGGAGUUUUAGUCUGGAGACUGAAAGUCUCUUGUUGUACGACCGUCAAGCAACAUUGACAACACGGCGUAAUAGUAACCCCCAUAACCUCAUACCCAGUAACUCUGGUUAUGCUCAAUGGAAUCAAAUGAGACGGACCAUGAGUCUUAAUGGUGGGCUUGUACCGGUCCCUCGAGAUUUUCAUGUCACAAGUGACAGACUUUUGCUCCAAGGCAAUGGAGACUUUUCUAUCGAUGCGAUAAAGCCAUUGGAUGUUGACACCAAUUUCGAUCGUCCUUCGUCUCCUUUGACGUCAAGCCGAUUACGAGCCAAAUUACAAGAAAGUUUACAAGAGACGGACGAUCGGAUGACAGACGAAUACAAGCGUCUAGAUGAGGCACAACGGAGUACGAAUCAGUCAAGAGCACAAGAACCUGCAGCUCCUGUUACUGUCAUGUGGAGUUUAAUAUGUGGAGCACGAACAACUAAAGCAGUACGUGCUGACGGCUUGACAUUUUUGACGGAAAAAAUAGGGAUUGCUGUAUCACAUCGUGCAUUGAACCAAUUGCAUCGACAUCGUCGCCAUGUAUGUGGUAUCUUGCAAAUUGUAACGGCACAUAAUCCAGAUCUGGAGCUUACGGAACGACAGCUUGACUCGUUUGAAGCACCAGACGCUAUGCUGGCCAAUGACAUUAAGUACGUUGUGCUUCAUCAGCAGUAUAAACUUCUGCUUACAAGUGUAACACAACGACGAUGUGCGCUAGUCGAGGCAAAGCUACAUAAUGGUAGUGAUUGCUUUGAAAAACCUCAAGUGAAGUGUGUCAUGAUGUCCAAGUUGCUUAGGGCUGUGAGCUGGUAUCGAUUGGUGCAACGGAACGCGAGGGAAAAGUCUGCAUCGAGUUCUGUGGGUGUAGUUUCUACUCUGGGAUCAGUCGUUGACACUCCUCCGUCCAGUUCAGGGUCGGAUGAUGGUCAACAGAAGCUGCAGGUGGAAAAGAUCCUGGAUGUUCUGGCAGACGAAGACUUUUAUUCCGUUUUCAGCGAGUCCAUGUGUCAGCCAAACUGGUGGGAGAUUGCACAGGCUCACUUUGAAAACCUUAUUUUUUCGUCGAAAAACUCGCGUAUUUGUCAGUGGAUGCUGCAACUUUCCAAAGACGCUGCUGCUGUGAGCUACGAAAAGCUGGAGACAGACAAGAGUGGCGGUUCUCGAAGAACGCUGGCAGGAGAUAACGUACAUUGUAAUCAUCACAUUUUGCAUCAAGCUUCUUGGACGAGGGAUCCGCCACCUGAGCAGAUACUUGAUUUUCUGGAUCGACUGGCUGGCCGUGUUCGGCGAGAGUUUGAUGUGCCCGCAGAAGUUAGCAAGAGCCUGAAUGUCUUUAUUCAGCGCACGGUAUUCUCUCGUAUUGCUGUGCUCUGCUUCAACCAGAGAGCGACUCGUGAUUGCCAGCGGAAGGACAAGCUAUGGCGGAAGAAAUGCGUUGAGCUAAGUGGCUUGCCCAUGGAGAAUUUUGGAGUAUCGCCGGACCUAGUUGCCAAGAUUCACUCCAGCUUGCCCAGUCACCGCGUCCAUGGACCGAGUGGUAGUAAUAGUCCGUGUCAGCGGCGAGUUUUUCUCGUUCGUGCGAUCGAAGCUUUUAACGGCAUGGCGAGUGUAGUGCCCUGCGAUCUGCUGGAUGAGCUCAUGCACGGCGUAGUGAUUCUACACCACGAAGCUGCGCUUGUGCUGGGCACGACUCACUUUUCGGUGGAAACUUUCUUCCCGUUGUUGGCGUACGUGCUGGUGCACUGCCGACUGCCGACAAUCCACGCGCAGCUGCAUCUUUUGGAGAAAUUUGCCAUCACUGCCCACAAUGCGAACGGCGAGGAGUCGUACUACGUCUACUGCGUUCAUGCUGCCGUUGAGUACAUUUGCAACACGGCUGGGUUGGGAAUAGGUGUUAAUUCUGCUGGCACAUGCGCAACGAGUACAAAUUCCAGUGCAGUCUCGACACCAGAUGGGGCGAGUGUGACACCCGCCAUGCCGAUGAACACUUUGUCGCCACCCACUACUUUUUCGUUGGACCUUAAGUUGAAAAAUCGAUUGGAAGUGGAAGGUGGAAGCAUUAGCAAGAGCAGAGUGAAGCAAUCAGAGGCAGCCUGA